Molecule: messenger RNA, 480 nt
Organism: Penicillium canariense
Lineage: Eukaryota; Fungi; Ascomycota; Eurotiomycetes; Eurotiales; Aspergillaceae
Product: mRNA splicing factor thioredoxin-like U5 snRNP
Exons: 2
Coding region: 1-480 (159 amino acids)
Biological process (GO): mRNA splicing, via spliceosome
Cellular component (GO): U4/U6 x U5 tri-snRNP complex; U5 snRNP; spliceosomal complex
Source: RefSeq, a predicted model, not a curated record
AUGAUCCCGACUGUGAGCCGCUCCCCUCCACGGUCGCAUGCUCGCAAGACUGACCAUCAAUUCGCAGGUAUCCGCCAGGAUGAAGUCCUGUACAAGAUUGCCGAGCGUGUGAAAAGUGAGUGUUUAUUUAUCACCCCAGAUCAGAAGGCUAGCUGCUCACAUACACCUCGUGUAGACUUCGCCGCCAUCUACCUGUGCGACCUUGACGAGGUCCCCGAUUUCAGCUCGAUGUACGAGCUCUACGAUCCAAUGACAAUCAUGUUCUUCUACCGGAACAAGCAUAUGAUGUGCGAUUUCGGAACAGGAAACAAUAACAAGUUGAACUGGGUGCUUGAGGACAAGCAGGAGCUGAUCGAUAUCAUUGAAACCAUAUACAAGGGCGCGAAGAAGGGCCGUGGUCUGGUUGUCAGUCCCAAGGCGCGCCCUCUCCCGGAGGACCGCGAUAUUAGCGACGUUCAACGGACCUCGCGCCUUUCAUGA